Molecule: messenger RNA, 980 nt
Organism: Pelobates fuscus (common spadefoot toad)
Lineage: Eukaryota; Metazoa; Chordata; Amphibia; Anura; Pelobatidae
Product: olfactory receptor 5AR1-like
Exons: 2
Coding region: 21-980 (319 amino acids)
Biological process (GO): G protein-coupled receptor signaling pathway
Cellular component (GO): membrane
Molecular function (GO): G protein-coupled receptor activity; odorant binding; olfactory receptor activity
Source: RefSeq, a predicted model, not a curated record
UCUUUACAAGAAGAUUAAAAAUGAUGUCAGAAAAUGAAUCCAAUCCAAAUGAAUUCACUGUACAAGGUUUUUCAGACUUACCACAUCUUCAGUUUCCUCUUUUUAUAACAUUUUUAUCAGUUUAUCUCAUCAUUAUCUUCAGUAAUCUUCUCAUUUUUACAUCUAUAGUUUUGUUCUCUCAUUUACACACACCCAUGUACAUCUUCUUGUGUAACCUAUCAGUCAUUGAUAUCUCAUACUCAUCAACCAUUCUACCCAAACUGUUGGCCAUGCUCCUCACGCAGUGUAAGUCCAUAUCCUUUCUAGAGUGCUUUAUUCAGGUGUAUUUUUUCAUGUGCUUUGCUUGUACAGAGGUCUUACUACUGGCUGCAAUGGCUUAUGAUCGCUAUGUAGCAAUCUGUCACCCUCUUCAUUACUCAAUUCUUAUGAAUCCAACGCACUGUGCUCGACUAGUACUUGCAGUGUGGGUCAUGGGUUUACUCGAUCCUGUUGCACAUGCUAUUUUAAUUGCAAAUUUUUCAUAUUGUCGUUCACACCAUAUUGACCACAUUUUCUGUGAUUUAACCCCAUUGCUUAAACUUACCUGUAGUGAUACAUUUACUAUCGAGAUAUGGAACUACAUUGAUGGGGCUCUGCUGACUGUAAGUGCAUUUAUACUUACUUUGAUAUCUUAUGUGUUUAUUAUCUCUACUAUUCUAAAUAUACAAUCAGCAAGUGGUCGACAUAAAGCUUUUUCUACCUGUGCCUCUCACAUGACCUGUGUUAUCAUCUAUUAUGGAACAAUGAUCUGUUUGUAUAUGAGACCAACAUCUAUGUAUUCUCCAGGAGAGGACAAGUUUUUUGCCCUUUUAUAUAUCAUACUUAUUCCAAUGUUAAAUCCUCUUCUUUACACCCUGAAGAAUAAAGACUUUAAACAUGUUUUUAAAAAGAUUAAUAAAACAUUGUUUGGUUCUGAGCUAUAUUUUAAAGAUGUCCAAUAA